UAAUAAAUUUGAGGAAUAGGGGGGAUUGGGAGAAGAGAGCUGGAGGAGGACCUUAUCCACUGCGGGAAGAAGAGUGUAGUAAUUUGCCUAGGGAUUGUUAUGAGUCUGUCUGAAUGGGCCCCGCUUAACCCAACUUCACUUCCAGAUGUCUGCCACGUGUUAUCAUAGCCGACAGUUUAUACAACCACCUUCCCAUUCAGGGUAAUUUUAACGUCCCCUUUUUUCUUUUCUUUCUACCUUCUCUCUAAUCACACACCCAUGCAUGCAAACCAAACACACAAAUCAAUUUUUAUCAUUCUUCACUCUAAAACGACGUCGUCGUUAAACUACCCAUCUUCCCCGGGCACGUGCCUCCUUUGACUUUCCAUAUAUUUUCUCUUCCUCAACUUACUCCAUAUAUUUAAUCUCUCAUUAUCAUCCCUUUUUCUUUUCCAUCUAUCUCUGUCAAAAUUCGUUGGAGAGAGAUUUAUAAAUCUAAAAUCUUUUGAUUUUUUUUUUUUUUUUUAUAUACAUAUUGAUAUUGGUGUGUGUUGAGAGCUAAGACUUCGUUUUAGUUGGGUUAGUGUGUUCUAAAAUUAAAGAAAUUUAAAGAAAAAAGAAAAAAAAAAGUUGUUUUUUUUUUUUUUGUUCUUUUAGUGUUUCUCUCUCAUCUUACAUAGCCAUAACUCAUCACACUUCACUCUCCGCCACUCUCUCUCUCACUUUUUUCUCCUUCUCAAUCGCUAUUUUUCUCACUAUUUCCCCAAUUCACAAACUCCCCUCUUCGUUUUUGUCCACACUAAUGGAAGGACCCGAAUAUUUCCAGCCCGGUUUUUCCUCUCAAUUCUCCACCGAAGACCGUCAGUCCUCCGAUGCAAAUAAAACCACCGCCGCCGCCGUACCUCCCACUACUGCUGACCAUUUCAUCGUCGAGGACCUUUUGGACUUUUCAAAUGACGAUGACGUUGUCUUCACCGAUGGAGCUUUUGAUAACCAAACCCCUACCUCUACCGACUCCUCCUCUCUUACCUUACUCGAUUCAUGCAAUUCUUACCCCAAUACCGGCAAUGCCCACAACUAUCAUUUCGCCGACGCUAAUUUCUCCACUGACCUUGGUGUUCCGUACGAUGACUUGGCCGAGCUGGAAUGGCUUUCCAAUUUCGUGGAAGAUUCUUUCUCCACCGACGAUUUGGAGAAGCUGAGUUUGAUUUCCGGGAUGAAUUCCCAGACUGACGUCCAUGACGAUGACGCCUCAAAAACUCGAGAAUUCCAGAGCGGAUUCAACCACCGAAACCACUCACCCGCUUUUCGCCACGAAAUGUCCGUAGUUCCGGCGAAAGCCGCUCGUAGCAAGCGGUCUAGGGCGGCACCUUGCAUAUGGAAUUCCCGAUUAUCCGUACUCUCUCCCACAAAUUCCUCUUCCGAAACCGACGUUGUCGUCACGCUUACGCCACAUCCAAACACCGCCAAGAAAACCACGAAGAAGAAAGAAAUUCCGGACGACACGUCGUCCGCCGCCGGUAAUAACGGGGAAGGACGUAAAUGUCUCCAUUGUGCCACCGACAAAACGCCCCAGUGGCGAACGGGGCCAAUGGGUCCAAAGACGUUGUGUAAUGCUUGUGGGGUCCGGUACAAAUCCGGUCGUUUGGUACCGGAAUACCGACCGGCGGCGAGCCCGACGUUUGUACUGACGAAACACUCAAAUUCUCACAGGAAGGUUAUGGAACUCCGGCGACAAAAGGAAAUGAUGAGAGCACAGCAACAACAACAGUAUCUUCAUCAUGAGAGUAUGGGGUUUGAUCAUGUAUCAAACGACGACGAUUAUUUGAUCCAUCAACACAUAGGCCCACUCUAUCAAUAGCUUCUUUCCACCUCCAUCAAAUUUGAUUUCCUUUCAAGUUUUUUUCUGACAAUUAGAGAAGAAAAAGAAGAAAAAAAGAAAAAACUGUUUUUGAAUUUGGUAGCUAAUUAUAAUUUCAAAAUUCUGAUCUAGAGUUACUUUACCUUGAGUUAAUUUUUAGAUUCAAAUUUCUAACAACUUAAAUUUUGAAUUUAGCACACUGAUAAUUACUUUUCUUAAAGUUGUCUCAGCUUCUUUCCAUUCCCCUUUUUUUCUCUUUUUUCCUCAUCUUCUUCUCUUUAUUAUAUUCAUAUGAACUCCUAGCGUUUGACAACCGACAUUGAGUGAGUAAAAGAAACUCACUCAUCGGUUUACUAUCCCAUCCCUCAUUCGUGUCAAUUCUCCUAUUUCUUAUUUUGUUAUUCAUGCCAACUUUUUUAAUUACUCACUCAUAUAAUAGAAGAGAGGGGGAUGGUUUAUAGAAUUGUGUGAAAUGUUGGGGGGAAUUGAAAAGAAGAGAGAAGGAGGGGAGAAAAAAGAAAAGGUAAUGUCUUGAAGUUGGCAAAAGUACAGAUAAGAGGGAAAUUUUAUUACAGCAGUGGAUUUUAUUGAAAAAAGAAAAAAGAAACUGAGAAACAAAAAUGGCAGUAAAAUCUCAGCUGAUCCAAUGGAGGUUGAAAUAGAGAAUGUUGAGAAGAAAAAGAAAAAUCAGAGGUAAUAGAGGACUGGCAAUGAAUUGUACAAUGUGCACUGUACUUUUAAAGAAAGAGAGUUUUAGAAACAAAAUUUUA
Cucumis melo (muskmelon) is the source of this 2610-nucleotide messenger RNA. Its product is annotated as GATA transcription factor 9-like. Gene Ontology annotation, cellular component: nucleus. Gene Ontology annotation, molecular function: sequence-specific DNA binding; zinc ion binding. The record is from RefSeq and is a predicted model, not a curated record. Lineage: Eukaryota; Viridiplantae; Streptophyta; Magnoliopsida; Cucurbitales; Cucurbitaceae. The transcript is spliced from 2 exons. Gene Ontology annotation, biological process: positive regulation of DNA-templated transcription. The coding region runs from base 782 to 1840 and encodes 352 amino acids.